UCAUUGGAAAGGCUAUACAUGAUCGCAGCAAACUGAUAAAAGAAUUACAAUAACAAAUGUCGACUGUCGAUGCACCGGAAUGGGUAAAUCAGCAUCUUUUUAGUGGUCUACUAAAAAAAAAUUAUAAUGAUUUUGACACAAUCCAAAAGUUUGAAUGCACCGCCGCGAUUAGCGGCGGGGAAAACUAUCUGACAGUUGUGCUGCGCAUCGGCAUUGUGAUGCGACUAAAAGAUAAAAGCACCAGAGAUAUGAGUUACAUUUUGAAAAUACCAUUGGUCAAUGAUCGUGGCGAUGAGCACGAUUUCCAUGAUUUGUUUGUCACGGAGGUUGAUAUGUACGAGCGUCUAGUGCCCGAGAUGGAAGAGCUCUAUGCCCGGCAUACAAAACUGGCGGUGCGGUUUAAGCCAACGCAUCUGAAGUUCACCGAAAACUCGCCAAACUGCGACUACAUACUGAUGGAAGAUCUGCGCAUGCAGGGCUAUAUAAAUCUGGAGCGCAUGUUUGGUCUGGGUCAAACGGAAAUAAAGGCAGUUCUCAAAAAGUUGGCUCAAUGGCAUGCAGCAUCCGCCCAGAGAGUAGUAGAGCUGGGAGACUAUGAAGAAAAGUAUCAAAAGAGCUACAUUUCGCCCGAGAGUUACAAAUGGAUAGAGCAAGCAAAUGUUACAUUUAAUGUGCCCUUUUUGGAGUGCCUGCAGCUGUACAAUCUGGAGCCGGGUCAACAGCAGUUGAUAACCAACUACACAGAUCGCAUGACGGACUUGUAUAUGGAUUUUGGCCGCAUUAAUAAAACCGAAUUUAAUGUGCUCAAUCAUGGAGAUUUUUGGUGCAACAAUUUUCUCUUCCAAUUGAAUUCGGGCAUGAUACAGGACAUUUGUUUUGUGGACUUUCAAUUGCCGAAAUAUGGCACACCCGCCCACGACUUGUUCUGCCUGUUGAUGACAACACCAAAUAUUCACAUUAAAUUGGAGAAGUUCGAUGAUUUCGUAGAGUAUUAUCAUCGAGAGCUUGUAGCACAUCUGGAGCUGUUGAAAUAUGCCAGAAAACCGCCCACAUUAACGGAAUUGCAAACGAAUCUUCGCAAAAAUAGUCUAUGGGCAUUUGUAUGCGCUCAGCGAAUGUUGCCCGUAACACUGUUUCCCCCCAGUCCGGAUUCGAGCAUUGCGAACUUUAUGGGCGACUCGGAAACGGCUAUGAACUUUAAGCGUAAAAUGCUUUUAAAUCCCAGUUACGUUAGGCAAAUCAAACUGAUAUUACCCUGGCUUAUGGAAAGAGGCUAUAUUACCUAAAUACACAAAGGAACUCCGACUCCCAAUCGACGUCUUAUCCAAAGCCCAUAUUCUAUACCAAUAAAAGUAAUACUAAUAAUUAUUAUAUUAUUAUAA
Drosophila montana is the source of this 1382-nucleotide messenger RNA. RefSeq names its product CHK domain ov2 (gene CHKov2). The transcript is spliced from 4 exons. Lineage: Eukaryota; Metazoa; Arthropoda; Insecta; Diptera; Drosophilidae. The coding region runs from base 57 to 1286 and encodes 409 amino acids. The record is from RefSeq and is a predicted model, not a curated record.